AUGCACGACUGCACCAUAGAGGCCGGCUCCUCAGUCGCGCCUCUCCAGUCGAGCCUGUCGGGCGAGAGCGCGGAGGUGACCGGUCCGAGCUUCGACGAGCUGAUCUUCUGGUACAGGCCUUUCUUGAGGAUCAUCGGGCUGCUGCCGUUCGAGGCCCGCAGCUUCGACUGGUUGGGCAGCCGGCUGCACCUCGCCUACUGCCUCGCGUGGAGCACCGUCUAUUGGACCUCGUUCGUGUUUUACGUCGUCAACGGGCGAAGGGUGCCGGCGAUCGACACGAUAUGCGAGACGGCGGUGGUGGUCGGCGUGACCGUGCGCUACUACAUGCUGCUGUGGCGUCGCGGCGAGUUCACCAGCCUGAUCGACGAGUGCCGGGCGAUUUGGGCCGAGUACGACGAGGAGGGUCGUCGCGCCGUGCGGCUCUUCGCGCAGAGGAUACGCCUGCUGUUCGUGCUCCUGCUCGGCAGCAUUCACUUCACCCUGCUGCUGUUCUGCACGAGCACCGUGGCCCUCGUGCUCGGCGCGUCACGGCAGAACGACACUCAGCCACGCCACCUGCCCUACAAGUAA
Molecule: messenger RNA, 570 nt
Organism: Phymastichus coffea
Lineage: Eukaryota; Metazoa; Arthropoda; Insecta; Hymenoptera; Eulophidae
Exons: 3
Coding region: 1-570 (189 amino acids)
Source: RefSeq, a predicted model, not a curated record